This is a messenger RNA of Dreissena polymorpha, 3788 nucleotides long. RefSeq lists its product as uncharacterized. Gene Ontology annotation, cellular component: nucleus; cytoplasm. Gene Ontology annotation, molecular function: histone H4R3 demethylase activity; sequence-specific DNA binding. The record is from RefSeq and is a predicted model, not a curated record. The transcript is spliced from 10 exons. Bases 513 to 1493 code for a protein of 326 amino acids. Lineage: Eukaryota; Metazoa; Mollusca; Bivalvia; Myida; Dreissenidae. Gene Ontology annotation, biological process: negative regulation of gene expression; protein hydroxylation; positive regulation of translational termination.
UUUAAUUGUUCUUUUGAACACGAAGCUCGAACCAAUAUGGCUGUAUUUUGUGUGUGUAAGUCACGUGACCCAAGACCAGCAACUCAAACCGGAAGUUUUGCAGAAGAAAGUUGUCUGCUAUGUUGCAGGUUAUUUUUCUACGAAACUAGCCGUCAUUAUUACAGGCUGCAAUAAAUUGUGAAUAUGAAGCGAGUCUCUAAGCAAAUCGUCUGCAAACCACCAUAUACCCACAAGUUUCCAGAACAACGCAAUCAUCGUCUGCAUCAAUACCGCUCAAAGAAAUGGAACACCAGCUUUUGGGACUUGGCUUACAUCAAUGGUUUACAUGUCCUUUCCCCUCUUAUGCCAUUCCUUAUAUUUAUUGUGACAGUACUAUCAGUGGUAGCUCUGACUUUUGUUUUCUGCUUGGAAGACUCUCCAAAUCACCAUGACAACAUUGCCAGAAUGGCUGCCCGCUUUUCAAGGCAGCCAUACAUUCAGGAUAUGAGGGAUUAAGAAAACAACGAGAGAACAUGCUGAGGCAUUAUGGGUAUAGCGAGUCCAUGGGAAGUGUGGAGAAGAGAUCGCUACUAUCACUGAGCGAGUUCAGGGAACUGUACGAUGCAAAAUGGCCUGUGAUUGUCACAGACAUAAUUCCAUUCUGGGAGGCCUAUAGAACGUGGAACAAAGAGUUCUUUCUGACACACUAUGGCUCACAGAACGUACUGAUGCGAACUGUGAAGGGUCGUCUCAAUGAGAGUGUAGCACAGGUCAAACCACUGUCAGACUUUGUCAGGCUGCUGGACCAGACAACAGACCCAACCAGCUGGGUAUACCUGGAGGAUGAGCUGUUCCUCAUACAAAACCCCAGACUCCGAGCAUUUGUGGGUUCAAAUUACCUUCUAGAUGAGAACAUGUUCUCGCUAUUCCCCCCUGAGAUACGUCCCUGGGACUCCAUGUUGUUGUGGGGUGGGCAACAUUCCCGGUCCUUCCUACACAUGGACCCGUACAACUGGACAGCGGUGAACGCAGUGCUCUGGGGCGCGAAACACUGGAAGCUGUACCCACCAGGGCAGGACCAGUUUCUCUAUAUCGUGCCAGAUCUCAAAUGUGGCUUUCCUUUAGAAUGUAGAAAGUACAACAGUGAAGUGGAUGCCUUUGAUGUUGAUAUAGAGAGAUAUCCACUGUUCAGAAGGGCCUCUCACUUGGAAGUAGUCCAGACAAGAGGGGAGGUGAUCGUCAUACCAUCUGGCUGGUUUCAUCAGGCGUACAACAUAAACGAGUGCCUGUCCGUCUCCAUGCAGCUGAUGAGCCCCAGCAACCACCUAGCUGUCCUGGAGGAGAUUGUCAAGGGAGGUAACCUCCAUAGGGACAAGUUGCCUCCCCUCUUCGAUAGCAUGGGACCUGUGGAGCAGGUGAAAUUGUUCAUGUCGCUAAUACCAAAAGAAACACUGCAGAGUGGAGAAGACACAACCAAGAAGGUCCUGAAACAGAAAGCAGAUGUGAUCGUUUAGAUUUACCAGGAUUGAAAUUGCGCAGGCUGAAUUUGAGAUUGCAAAGCGAGUAGGGUAGUGAACUCUGAUAUUGCCUUAUGAGUUAGUCUUCUGAAAAAGCUGUAUACAUUUCAUAGAUUAAUUUCGCCUCCCUCUCAGAAAACUGGAAUUAAUACAUGUGUCUUAAGUAUCAACCCAGAUUAGCCUGUACAGACUGCACAGGCUUACGAGAGACAACACUUUCUGCAUUGAUGGUAUUUUUCCAUUUAAAGGAAUUAUUUUCUUAGUGAAAAUACAGUAUAGGCAGAAAGUGUCAUCCCUGAUCAGCUUUCGCAGACUGCACAGGCUUAUCUGGAACAAUACUUAACCCUUUGCAUGCUGGGAAUUUGUCAUCUGCUAAAAUGUUGUCUGGUGAAUUUCUAAAAUUAGCAUUUUCUUCGAUUUUUUUCAAAGAAUACUAUCAGAAUAGCAAACAGUUUGGAUCCAAAUGAGACGCCAUGUUCUGUGGCAUCUCAUCUGGAUCCAAACUGUUUGCAAAGGCCUUCAAAAUUCAGUUCCAGCACUGAAAGAGUUAACAUACAUGCAUUAAACCUAAUUUUCUUACAGUAAGACUCAAUUGUAUAGUAAUAACUGUCAAUUUUAACUUAUUCAUUCGAACUCUAUAAGACACUUGAUUGCUCAACUUGAUGUCAAUAUCCAGCAUGUUGUGAGAGUUGUUUACAUGCUUGAGAUUUGAAUAUUUAUGUGUAAGAGUGUUUAAGCAUUGUAUUAUUGCACCCGUCAGUCCAAUUUGUAUGUACCUAAUUCCGAAAUGUUGUGUGGACUUCCCUAGAAAUUUAUCAGCUGAAUGACCUUAAUGUGUAUAUGAUCGUAAUGAAAGGAAUUUUGGCUGCAACAAAUAUGAGCCGUGUUCUGAGAAAACUGGGCAUAAUGCAUGUGCGUAAAGUGUCGUCCCAGAUUAGCCUGUGCAGUCUGCUUUUAUUGUAUUUUUAGUUCCAAGGAAGUCCCUCCUUACCGAAAAUCAAGUUUAGGUGGAAAUUACCGUCCCUGAUUAGCCUGUGCGGACUGCACAGGCUAAUCUGGGAUGACACUAUAUGCACAUGCAUCAUGCCCAGUUUUCUCAGAACGCGACUCGUAUAAACUAUAGAAUAAAUACCUUACAAUUGUUUGUACUCAACUCCUCUUUCACCGCUUGGUGGAUUUCAAUUAAACUUUUACAGCUGAAGAACCUGAUUGUUAGUGUAAUCAUUUAGUAAAUUAAGGCAGGGUCCAAUAUUUAUCCCCAAGCUUUUUUAAAAGCGUGGGGAUAUUGUGGUUAUCUCCGCGGUCUGUCCGUCCGUCCUGGCCACUAUCUCCUCCUACACUAUUAGCACUAGAACCUUGAAACUUACACACAUGGUAGCUAUGAGCAUAUGUGCAACCCUGCACUAUUUGGAAUUUUGAUCUGACCCCUGGGUCAAAAGUUAUGGGGGUCGGGGUGGUGCCGCGUCAAGAGAUUUUCACUCAUGUUUUAUGUUAUUUUACAUUAACUUCUUCAUUUCUACACAGAUUUACUUCAAAUUGAUACUGAACAUCUCUUACGACAAUACGGUCAAUCUCACCUUUGCAUGGCCCCAUUACCUACCCUGGGGCGCCCCCUGGGUCAAACGUCGCGGGAUACGCGUCGGCCUCUGCUGGGCCAUUUCUAGUUGCAGAAAUUAUGACCCUUUGUCCUUUUUAUGCCCCUGGUUCGAAUGAUGGGGGGUAUAUUAUUUUUGGCCUGUCUGUCUGCCGGUCAUUUAUUUUGUGUGUCUGUCCCACAACUUUAAAAUUGGUCGUAACUUUUGCAGUAUUGAAGAUAGCAACUUGAUAUUUGGCAUGCAUGUGUAUCUCAUGGAGCUGCACAUUUUUAGUGGUGAAAGGUCAAGGUAAUCCUUCAAGGUCAAAUGUCAUCCUUAAAGGUCAAAGACAUGGCUUCAAAGAGGCGCAGUAGGGGUUAUUGUGUUUCUUACAAACACAUCUCUCGUUCUGUCAUAAAAUACCUACACCAAAGGGUUCUGUACUCCAACUUCUCUUUUUGCCGUGUGUGGGAUUUUGCAUUAACUCUCACAGACUAAGAACUUCCAUGGACAGGUAAUUCAGGUAAUUUUAAGAGGUGAUGUUUGUAGAAUUACAGCUCUUAGUCAUUUUUUCAACAAUUGAUACUAACACAUGUUUGGGAUCCUUGUGUAUGUUCACUGACCAUGCUCCAUUAAUACUCUGACCUGUAAUUUAGCACUAUUAUCCCAUUUUGUGUACUCAGAAAAUGCUUGUUAAUAUUUGUGUGCAUCUACAACA